AUGCAUAUUGGAGUUUUAGCAAAGGCCGAUGCACAUAUUCUGUUCACCGAACAUCCAAAUGCUAAUGCAGUGAACCCGGUAUAUGAAAUAGUAUUGGGUGCUGGUGGCAACUCGUACUCUGAAAUAAGAAGAGCUCUUCGAAAAAAUGGAAUCAAAUCAGUUCGUACCACAAAUCUUCUCUCUGCUAUACGAUACACCGUGUUUUGGGUCAAAAUUAGCUCAGAUGGUUCAAUUGAAGUUGGAAGAGAAGGGGAAGAUCUACCUUUUAUGGCAACAAAGGAUCCCAAUCCGUUAAAUAUAAAAUAUUUUAGUUUGAGUUCAUGGGGUUCUUCGAAAGCAUCGUGGUUGUACGAUUGCCCAGAUCCUUAUGGACUAGCUAGUGAUACAAAUUCCAUGCAAGUCCGUCCAAUUCGAGAGCAACUGUCUGCCAACCUAUUGAAAAAUUAUGACACUAAUAUGAUUCCUGUUGUAUCAGAUGAACGGAAACAAAUCAAUGCCCAUCAUUCUUGGAUAGAUAAUAGGCUAUUAUGGAAUCCUGAUGAUUACAACAAUUUGACUGUUAUCAAAUUUAAUGCUCGUGACAUUUGGCAACCUCCAUUAUAUUUAUUAAAUGCUGCUAGAAGUUCUGGAUCUGAUAUAUUAGAAAAUUCUCUGCUUGAAGCUACUUACAAGGGAGUUGUGUCGUGGAAUGUUCCGGUGCAUUACCAAUCCUGGUGUAAUCUUGGAGAAGGCAUUACCAGUUGGCCUAAUGAUAAGCACAUCUGUGAAAUCAAAUUAGCCGCUUGGUCCUCUCAUCAUGAAUCACCAGUAUACUUUGGGUUCAGUUUUGAAUUGACUAAAGACCACUCUACAACCGACUGGUUAGUGACUUCGGCAUUCGCUAGAAAUGCUAUGUACAAUGUCACGGAUAUUACAACUAGAGCUACAAUAAUUAAUUUAGAAUUGCGUAGAAAGACAAAUGUAUUCAAUAUAUUAUUUCGUGCACCAUUUAUUGCAUCUUUAAUAUUGAAUAUGUUAUCGCUCUGGAUGAAAGAUGGUCUCAGAACUUCUGUUGUGUGCUUAGGAGCACUAAUUUUGACUCCACCUUUUGCAAUGAUGGUUCAUCUGGCACCAGCACACCAUACACAUGUUCCAAUUUUAGUUAACUUAUAUGUCCUGGGAUAUUUUAUAUCAUGGAUAAUGUUAAUGAUGGCUGUAUUGGGAUCCUGGUUUAGAAAGGCUCCUCCAGUGCAUGCUCCACCAACUUGUUUAGUUAAUUUUUUGAAUUAUAAAAUAAUUAAAUGGUUAAUGUGUUUGUCUUCUAUUCAGGGAGAUUUAUAUGAAAAUUUAAUGAGCGUGUCCAAGUCUGAGAGUUCAUGGGUUACUGUUGGAAAUGCGAUGGACCGAGCAGUUUUUUUUACAAUAAGUAUUGCUUUAGCAACAAGCUUUUUACUAUUAUAA
Ctenocephalides felis (cat flea) is the source of this 1440-nucleotide messenger RNA. Its product is annotated as acetylcholine receptor subunit beta-type lev-1-like. The record is from RefSeq and is a predicted model, not a curated record. Lineage: Eukaryota; Metazoa; Arthropoda; Insecta; Siphonaptera; Pulicidae. Gene Ontology annotation, biological process: monoatomic ion transport. Bases 1 to 1440 code for a protein of 479 amino acids. Gene Ontology annotation, cellular component: membrane. Gene Ontology annotation, molecular function: extracellular ligand-gated monoatomic ion channel activity. The transcript has 10 exons.